AUGAUCAGUCUUGAGUGUCAGGCAUUAUCCGGUACAUAUGUGGUUGCUCCUUUGCCGAGUCUCACCUCACUGUCACCAACCAGUGGGUCGAUUUCUGGAGGGAACACGGUCACAUUGACAGGAACAAACUUAGGAUUUGUUAACUCUGUGACAUUCGGCGGCACGGCUGCGACUAGCGUGGUAGCACUUUCCAACAACACGGUAGCAGCGGUCGUCCCCUCAACCGUGACACCGGGAGCUGUAGACGUCACGGUCAGUGAUGCAGCUGGCAAUACCAGCACUCUGACCGGGGGUUAUACAUACACUACGAUAUCAGCACCCACCGUCACAUCUCUGAAUCCCAAUAACGGCCCUGCGACAGGCGGAACGUUGGUUGCGGUGACAGGAACUGGGUUUGUAAACGCCACGGCCGUGACUUUCGGCACAACUUCGGCUCUAUCGUACACGAUUGUUUCGGGCACUUUGAUCAAUGCUGUUUCUCCGCCUGGAACUGGUACAACUAAUGUUUUCGUCACUAACCCGGGCGGAACGAGUGCGGCUGAUACUGGCAAUGUUUGGACUUGGAAUCCUACUCCAACCCCGACUGUCACGAGUUUGUCCCCAGUCAGCGGACCAUUGAGCGGCGGUAAUGUCGUCACGGUGACCGGAACGAAUUUGACUGGCACAAUAUCAGUCACAUUUGGUGGUGUUACAGCGCCCUUCUUCGUUGUCUUGUCAAGCACUGCCCUCAAUGCGACAGUCCCCGCGUCGACUGUCGCCGGUACGGUUGAUGUGGUUGUUACAACACCUAAUGGAUCUAGUCCAAUCAACCCGGGAGACCAGUAUACUUACAUUGCUGGCCCCGCACCCACAGCUGUGGAGCCGUCGGCAGAUCUCAUAAGUGGAGGUACACAGGUUGCGAUCACAGGAAGUGGUCUGACGGGAACUACGAGUGUGCUAUUCGGAACCAUCCCUGGUACCGCAAUAAAUGUUGUAUCCGACUCUGAAGUGGAUGUGACUACACCUUCGCAUGCAAUUGGGACAGUACCAAUUACGGUGACUUCUACUGGAGGGACCAACAGCUCACUGACCUUCACCUUCGAGGCUCCGCCGAUUAUAUCUACGAUCACCCCAGCCUUUGGUUCCACUGCAGGAGGAACUGCAGUUUCCAUCAGCGGCGCAGGUCUGUCGAAUACAAAUGAGGUUCUGUUUGGGGCCACACCUGCUACGGCCCAAGCAAUCAUUUCGGACAACCAGCUGACAGCGACCUCCCCUCCUGGACCGGCCGGACUGGCUCCUGUGACUGUCGUGACUGAUGCUGCUUUUAGCGAUGCCGUGCCUUUCACUUAUUUGGGCGCUCCGACUCUGGCAGCGCUGAGUCCUACCACGGGAUCUCGCCUUGGGGGUAAUAACGUAACCCUAACCGGGUCCGGAUUCACUCAGGCUACCGCAGUGACAUUCGAUACCUCUGGAGCCCUAUUCACCGUUGAAGAUGACGGCACUAUCACUGCUGUUGCGCCUGCGCACGUCGCGCUUGGCGCCGUGCCCGUGACGGUCACAACCCCGGGCGGCAUCAGUGGUCCCCAAACCUACACCUACACUUGA
Messenger RNA from Penicillium roqueforti, 1584 nucleotides. RefSeq names its product beta strand repeat-containing protein. The record is from RefSeq and is a predicted model, not a curated record. The transcript is spliced from 2 exons. Gene Ontology annotation, biological process: semaphorin-plexin signaling pathway. Bases 1 to 1584 code for a protein of 527 amino acids. Gene Ontology annotation, molecular function: semaphorin receptor activity. NCBI's taxonomy places the organism in Eukaryota, Fungi, Ascomycota, Eurotiomycetes, Eurotiales, Aspergillaceae.